Messenger RNA from Protopolystoma xenopodis, 366 nucleotides. The record is from the annotation of a GenBank genome assembly. Lineage: Eukaryota; Metazoa; Platyhelminthes; Monogenea; Polystomatidea; Polystomatidae.
AUGAGGGACAAUAGAGAGGAAAGGAUAGUUGGUGGAAAUGUGGUAGACCUCUCCAAAACAGCAUUGGACGUUACGAAUGAGGAAGUGCUCUCAAAACGUUUCAACUUUGCUCUGCCAAACAGUAAGAAUAAGAGGGAGGAGAUAGUGAUGGAACUCACAGAAGAGACUAGAGGUGAUAUUGAAUUACAGGUCGUUCCUUUACUUAAUGUGCAUGUAGAAAUGUCACACAGGAAUAAGGGUGUGAAAGACUUCAUAAGGGAUCUAAGUGAUAAGGACCAAAAGGUGUUGAGGGCAGACAAGGGCGGAGCAUUGGCUGUAAUGGCUAGGCUAAGCUGUGCAGGAAAAAAGGAUGCAAGCUUUGGAUGA